This is a messenger RNA of Durio zibethinus, 2974 nucleotides long. Its product is annotated as DNA replication licensing factor MCM3-like. The record is from RefSeq and is a predicted model, not a curated record. Lineage: Eukaryota; Viridiplantae; Streptophyta; Magnoliopsida; Malvales; Malvaceae. Gene Ontology annotation, molecular function: single-stranded DNA helicase activity; ATP hydrolysis activity; ATP binding. Gene Ontology annotation, biological process: mitotic DNA replication initiation; DNA replication; DNA strand elongation involved in DNA replication. Gene Ontology annotation, cellular component: MCM complex; nucleus.
ACCAGCGCCUUAUCCAUUGGGCCAUGGAGUCAUUUCAUAGCAAUGUUUUGCAAAAUAUUAUUAUCUAUAUGUGAAUGUGAAUCUAUGUUAGCUCAAUUCCCGCCAAAACGGACUCAUCCGCUCACUUGCUCCCGCCAAAACGACGCGCUCCCUGGUAGGGCUGAAGAAAUUAAAGGAAAACAGGGGCUGACUGCAAAAGCGUUUAGUUUUCUUCUUAAAGUGCAGUGUAGAAUCGGGAAGAAAAGAAAAGGGAGAGAAAAAAAUGGAGUUGGGAGCUCAAGAUUAUUCAGAUCGGAAGAAAGAUAUCAGCCAAUUCCUGUCUCAAGAUAUUUACCAAGAUGAAAUCAAGGCUAUGAUAAAUCACAAACGCCGCCGCCUCAUCGUCAACAUCUCCGAUCUCCACUCUUUUAACAACUUGGCCCCUAGGAUUCUGAAGAAUCCGGGUGAAUAUAUACAGCCAUUUUGCGAUGCGGUAACGGAAGCUGCUCGAAGUAUUGACCCAAAGUAUUUGAAAGAAGGAGAAAUGCUUCAUGUGGGAUUUGAAGGCCCUUUUGUUUCUCGUCGCGUUACACCCAGAGAGCUCCUCUCCGAAUUCAUUGGCUCCAUGGUCUGCGUCGUGGGCAUUGUCACCAAAUGUUCUCUGGUAAGACCAAAGGUUGUUAAAAGUGUUCACUUUUGUCCUGCCACUGAAAGCUUCACCGUUCGGGAAUAUAGGGACAUCACCUCCAACAAUGGUUUGCCGACUGGGUCUGUGUAUCCUACUAGGGAUGAAAAUGGCAACUUAUUGGUGACUGAAUUUGGGUUGUGCCAAUACAAAGAUCACCAGACCUUAUCAAUUCAAGAAGUACCUGAAAAUGCUGCACCUGGUCAGCUUCCACGAACUGUGGAUGUCAUAGUUGAGGAUGACCUGGUUGAUUCAUGCAAGCCUGGAGAUCGUGUGGCUAUUGUAGGGAUAUAUAAAGCUCUUCCAGGAAAAAGCAAGGGUAGUGUGAAUGGUGUAUUCAGGACCGUUCUUAUAGGUAAUAAUGUCUCUCUGCUCAACAAAGAGGCCAAUGCACCAAUCUACAGUCCUGAGGACUUGAAAAAUAUUAAAAAGAUAGCAGAGAGAGAUGAUACGUUUGACCUGCUUGGUAACUCCCUUGCACCUUCUAUAUAUGGGCAUUCAUGGAUAAAGAAAGCUGUUGUUUUACUGAUGCUUGGUGGAGUGGAAAAGAAUUUGAAGAAUGGAACUCAUUUACGAGGGGACAUUAACAUGAUGAUGGUUGGAGAUCCAUCUGUAGCAAAAUCCCAACUUUUAAGAGCAAUCAUGAACAUUGCUCCCUUGGCUAUUUCAACCACUGGUCGAGGUUCUUCUGGUGUUGGUUUGACAGCUGCUGUCACCUCUGACCAAGAAACAGGAGAAAAAAGACUGGAAGCAGGUGCAAUGGUCCUUGGUGAUAGAGGUGUUGUCUGCAUUGAUGAGUUUGACAAGAUGAAUGAUCAAGAUCGUGUUGCGAUACAUGAAGUCAUGGAACAGCAAACUGUAACUAUUGCCAAAGCUGGAAUCCAUGCAUCAUUGAAUGCUCGAUGCAGUGUAGUGGCUGCUGCAAAUCCCAUAUAUGGAACGUAUGAUCGUUCAUUGACUCCAACGAAGAACAUUGGACUUCCAGACUCUUUGCUUUCUCGUUUUGAUUUACUGUUUAUUGUCUUGGAUCAAAUGGAUGCUGAUAUUGAUCGUCAAAUCUCUGAGCAUGUUUUGAGAAUGCACCGGUUUCGCUCUGCUAUUGAUGGAGGCGAGGUAGCUCUUGAUGGAAGUUCAAGAUAUGGAAGAGAAGAUGAAGCUGAUGCUGACUCAUCUGUUUUUGUCAAGUAUAACCGAAUGCUACAUGGGAGAAAAGCAGAAAGAGGUCGGAAGCGUGAUACUCUUACCAUAAAGUUCCUCAAAAAGUAUAUUCAUUAUGCGAAGCACAGAAUUCAGCCUGAGCUGACUGAUGAGGCUUCAGAACACAUUGCAACAACCUAUGCAGAGCUCAGAAAUGCCAGUUCGAAUGCAAAGACUGGCGGAACCCUUCCAAUCACAGCUAGAACGUUGGAAACCAUAAUUCGACUGUCAACUGCUCAUGCAAAAUUGAAGUUAAGCAGAAAGGUUACCAAAAUUGAUGUUGAAGCUGCUCUGAAAGUUCUAAAUUUUGCUAUUUAUCAUAAAGAAUUGACAGAGAUGGAGGAGCGUGAACAAGAAAGGCACAGAGAAGAAGCGAGAAAACGCAGAGCUGAUCGUCAAGGCCCAACUACAGAUGCUAUGGAAGUAGAUGAUCCUCCAACAGCCCAGCAGCCCACUGCCACUGAUUCUCUUGAAAGAAUAGAAGCAUUUAAAGCUAUAUUUGGUCAGCAUAUGCGAGCGAACCACAAGGAUACUAUAUCAAUUGCAGAAGUAGAGGAUGUCGUCAACAGCAGAGCAGAUGUCCGUUACUCUAGGGCAGAGAUCAUCUCUAUAUUAGAGAAACUGCAAGAUGAUAAUAUAUUGAUGAUAGCUGGCGAUACAGUGCAUAUGAUAGUAUGAGAUUUAACAGAAGACCUGGAUUUGACCAAACUAACCAGAAUGCAGGCAGUCAUACAUGGCAACAACCUUAAGGCAAUGAAUAUAAGGUGAAGGGACAAUGUAUUCUGGUGGAAAAGAGGAAAUAUGAUCUGGCAUGGAAGUCUUGAUUUGAAGAACUCUGAUUUAUUUUAAGCUUGAGUCUUAAAAGAACGAUGACUGUUGUUGACAAGUGAACUGAGAAUUGCUUUGAAUUAGCUUUUACUAUAUGCAUUAGAAUUUGACAUCACCUGUCGCUUUUACAAGUGAAGAUGUAGAAAGUUCAGAAUCAUCUCGACAUCUGAUAAUUAGCUAAUGCUGCAAUGAAAAUUUGAGUUAAUUAUAACUUAAGUUGAUCAAAAUCUAUUUUUUUUCCUCAAAUUCUCUUAUUUUAAUAAGCGAUUGCUGAAUGAUAUGGUC